UGUUAAAAAAUAACGUAUUUUGAAAGUGUUCUUGUUAAAUAAAAAAUAUAUUUUAGAGUUUAAAAGUGCAUAACGUAAUAUAGUUAAAAUGUGUGUAAUGAGCGGUUUUUAAUUAUGAUAAACAGUGCGGUUGCAGCCACGGGGCGACACGACCACGGGAUGGUGGGUGGCGUGUACCGCUAUGAUGGUUAUUACCGUCGCCACGGUGCUCGGGAACACCGCGGUCAUGUUGGCUUUAUGGAGAGCGAGAAGAGCGCCAUCGCAUUACCCCUUAACGAGCUUGGUGUUAGCCGACUUGCUGGUUGGCAUAAUGGUCCAGCCAUUAGCAGCAGCGAGAGAGUUAUUUGUAUUUAAUUUAAAUUGGGCAAUUUGCUCAUGCUGGAGUACAAUGGAUGUCUUAUGUUGCACUGCUUCUAUCCUCUCUCUCUGUGCUCUGGGCUGGGAGCGUUGGUCUGGCAUCACGGCACCACUAGCAAGAGCUCGCAGGGGAGAAAGAGCCAGGAUUCUGGCGGCUCUUGUGUGGCCGGUCGCUGCAUUAGUCGCUCUUCCUAACGCCUUCAUACCCUCACCGAGACAUUUCCACCCCGGGGAAUUAGAGAAGGCAUGCACAGUUAAUACUAAUAUUGGAUAUGUCUUCUUUAGCAUAACCUUCUCGUUCUACUUGCCCGCUGGUGUGCUGGUGACGCUGUAUGGUUUCAUUCUGCGGGCAUUAUCCGCGCCGCCGCCGAUACGUGCUCAUCGCGGCCGGACUACUUGCCGCGGACCACCAAAGCUUCAGCCAAGCACCGUUACAGGCAAAUAUUCGCUGCAAAAAACCGAAAUAAAGACUGACAACAAUCAAAACAUCGAUGUUGACGUGUCACCGAAGGGCUUAUUGAAUUUACCUAAUGCAACAAACAACGGCUGUUCUGCGCAAUCAACUGGAAAGUGUAGUACACAUGCAAAUUUUAUAUUUCGUCAACGGCGCGCCACACGUACCAUAGUGAUGCUGAUGGCGCUGUUUCUCAUCUGUUGGACGCCAUACUUCGUCAUGUUGCCUCUAGAUUCCCUCUGCGAUUGCGUGUGGGAGACAACGUGGCAGUGGUGCACUUGGCUGGGGUAUAUAAACUCCGCGCUGAACCCACUCGUGUACGCCGCCGCAUCGCCCAGUGUGAGACGAGCCUUACAUACAUCCCUCACGAGCUCAAGUUCUAGAAACGUCGAUAUGCCAUUGACGCCACGAGUGAGGAGAGGUUGAGUUUCCGCCAUCUUUUUCGAGACUAUCGGUUUAGAAAUUGAAAAACAUCAUGUACAAUUUCAUUGUUACAAUUCUGAAGUUUAUAUAGAAGUUACCAGAAAUUGUCAAAAUAAACAAGAUGGCGAGAA
Nymphalis io (European peacock) is the source of this 1365-nucleotide messenger RNA. RefSeq names its product octopamine receptor-like. The record is from RefSeq and is a predicted model, not a curated record. NCBI's taxonomy places the organism in Eukaryota, Metazoa, Arthropoda, Insecta, Lepidoptera, Nymphalidae. Bases 182 to 1237 code for a protein of 351 amino acids. Gene Ontology annotation, molecular function: G protein-coupled serotonin receptor activity; alpha1-adrenergic receptor activity; neurotransmitter receptor activity. The transcript is spliced from 9 exons. Gene Ontology annotation, biological process: chemical synaptic transmission; G protein-coupled receptor signaling pathway, coupled to cyclic nucleotide second messenger; adenylate cyclase-activating adrenergic receptor signaling pathway. Gene Ontology annotation, cellular component: membrane; dendrite.